UCUCGUAAUUUUAAAGGCAGACAAAAGUAAAAGUUGAGAGCCCCAAAACAGGGACAUGGCAGGGCUAGGGCUGAGGCGAGGAGUGGCUUCCCUAUGGCGUUAUGCAGCAAGCACCAGUGGCAGGGGCUUCAUGGUGUGUUCUGCAGCGUCUGCAUCCAGCAACGCCUCUGACAAGGGUGCCGGGAAGGUGACAGCCGAGGAGUGGAGGAAGCGACUCACCCCAAACCAGUAUCACAUCACCCGGGAGGCAGGAACGGAGCCGGCCUUUACCGGGGAGUUUUAUGACCACCACGAGGCAGGGACGUACCAGUGUGUGUGCUGCGGCUCAGAUCUCUUCAGCUCUGAGGCUAAAUAUGACUCGGGGAGCGGGUGGCCCUCUUUCCACACGGCCGAGGGUGAAGUGGUGACCCGCACUGACCGCGCCUUCCUGAUGGUUCGAACGGAAGUGCUGUGUAGUAAGUGCGACGCUCACCUGGGACAUCGGUUUCCUGACGGGCCGCAACCGACGGGACUUCGCUACUGCAUCAACUCCGCGGCCUUGAAGUUCACACCGAAGAAGACGUGACCCUUCACGGAUACACGAGUCCUCCCUGCCAGACGCACCGCCAACCCUGCAGACAGCCGCAGCCACCUCAGCCACUCUCUGCCAGGCCACCACACAGACACCAUGGAGGGGAAAGUCUAUCUCACCGACGAGUCCGCCUACA
Messenger RNA from Eriocheir sinensis (Chinese mitten crab), 707 nucleotides. Its product is annotated as peptide methionine sulfoxide reductase MsrB-like. Gene Ontology annotation, biological process: protein repair; response to oxidative stress. Gene Ontology annotation, cellular component: cytoplasm. The transcript has 6 exons. Lineage: Eukaryota; Metazoa; Arthropoda; Malacostraca; Decapoda; Varunidae. The coding region runs from base 56 to 565 and encodes 169 amino acids. Gene Ontology annotation, molecular function: peptide-methionine (R)-S-oxide reductase activity. The record is from RefSeq and is a predicted model, not a curated record.